GCACAAAUGUGUUUUAUACCUUUUUUUGACUUAAUUCCACUCUAAACUAAUCUAUUCUCUUUGGAAUUACAGUAUAUUAAUUUCGUAUUUAGUAAUAGUGUAAAGUGUGGAGCUGGGGAGGGGGAUUGUGAAAUUGAUAAUGAUUGCUCUGGUUCUCUUAUCUGUGGAAAGAACAACUGUUUAGAUCUGCACCCUGGUGCAGGGGGGAUGUGGGAUGCUGAUGAUGAUUGUUGUACACAACGCUGCACUGCUAAACAUCCAUGUACAGAAGGACAAGGGCACUGUACAUCAAACACAGAUUGCCAGGGAAAUCUGUUAUGCGGAGCUAGUUGUCUGGAUACCACAUAUUUUCCCAGAACUCAGUUCUUUGGAAACUCUGAAACCUUCUACUCAUCUUCAGAUAAAUGCUGUUACAAAAAAUGUGACAAGAAGUACAAUCUGUGUCUCUAUGGUUCAACUGGAUGCCUUACAAGUGAGGAUUGUAAAGCUGGUCUAUACUGCAAAACUGAUGUAGCCUCACCAUAUUGUGAAGAUAUAAAUGAAUGUGAUCCUGUUCCUCGUAUGAGGGAUGGACAUUACCCAGGAGUUCUUCAUUGUGGAAACCAUGCCACAUGCACUAACACAAUUGGAAGCUUCAGCUGCAAAUGCAUGCCUGGGUUUACAGAUUGGCAGAUGCAUGAUGGGUGUGUAGAUAUAGAUGAAUGCGCUAUAGGAACAGAUAACUGUGUUGCUAACAGUAACUGCUGGAACACAGCUGGUUCUUAUGUCUGCACCUGCAAGGUUGGAUAUGCAAAGAAUAAAGUUGGUGCCUGUGUAGAUAUGAAUGAAUGUGCUCAACAAGGAACAUUGGAUUACUGUGGGCCUAAGGCUACAUGUGUGAACACUGUUGGAAGCUUCAGAUGUGACUGUCUGGUUGGAUUUGAAAAUUUUAAACCUUAUAAAGGCUGUUCAGAUAUUGAUGAAUGUGCAGAUCCUAGGAUUUGCGGGACGGGCUAUAAGAAUUGUUAUAAUAAUAUUGGAAGCUACACUUGCGACUGCAUGGUUGGUUGGACAGAUUGGACUCCAGUAGGAGGCUGCAUCAGAGACUUCUGUUAUAUAGAUAGGCCCAAUUGUUAUGCUAAUGCCAAGUGCGGGAACACUGUAUUGGGAAGCACUUGUCUUUGUGAACCAUACUGGCAUUACUGGGUGGAUAAAAAAGGGUGUUUAACAGAGUGCUUGGGUCGGUCCUCUGAUGCGACGUGCUGCACCAAAACAGAACUAUGCGACUAUGGGGAGGGGGAUUGUGACAGUGACGCGGAUUGCAAGCCUGGACUGACUUGUGGAACUGACAACUGUAUACAAUUCUAUGCUGGGGCAGUAGCAUCCUACGACUGCUGUAUCUAAUUCUAUUUUAGCGUAGUAGCAUCCUACGAAUACUGUAUCUAAUUCUAUAUUGGAGUACUAGCAUCCUAUGACUGCUGUUUUUAAUUCUAUAUUGGUGUAGUAGCAUCCUACGACUGCUGUAUCUAAUUCUAUAUUGACAUAGUAGCAUCCUAUGACUGCUGUAUCUAAUUCUAUAUUGGCGUAGUAGCAUCCAACGACUGCUGUAUCUAACUAUAUUGAUGUAGUUGCAUCCUAUGACUGCUGUAUCUAAUUCUAUAUUGGCGUAUUAGCAUCCUCGACUGCUGUAUCAAUUCUAUAUUGGCGAAGUAGCAUCCUACGACUGCUGUAUCUAAUUCUAUAUUUGAGGAGUAGCAUCCUGCAACUGCUGUAUCUAAUUCUAUAUUGGCGUAUUAGAAUCCUACGACUGCUGUACCUAAUUCUUUUUGGUGUAGUAGCAUCCUUUGACUGCUGUAUCUAAUUCUAUUUUGUGGUGGAUUUUUGGGACUCAGGCCCCUUGGGUUAGGGAAAUCUAUGAUUUCUUUUAUAUGCCCCUGUUGGUCAUUGAUUGUAUGAUAUUCACAAUAUUUCAAAUGUUUUAAGUGGAAUUCAUCAAAAGAAUAUAACAAAUUUAGUUUGAAACUUUGAAAUUCGUUUUAAUUAGAUCUUUAACAAACAUUUUAGACAAUGUGCUAAAUUUGAAUACUAUUUGCAUUUUAUUGAUUAUGUAAAAACAAAGAAAUAAAUUAUUGAAUGAAA
Messenger RNA from Eurytemora carolleeae, 2118 nucleotides. RefSeq names its product latent-transforming growth factor beta-binding protein 4. NCBI's taxonomy places the organism in Eukaryota, Metazoa, Arthropoda, Copepoda, Calanoida, Temoridae. The record is from RefSeq and is a predicted model, not a curated record. The transcript has 14 exons. The coding region runs from base 208 to 1383 and encodes 391 amino acids. Gene Ontology annotation, molecular function: calcium ion binding.